Molecule: messenger RNA, 1227 nt
Organism: Xiphophorus hellerii (green swordtail)
Lineage: Eukaryota; Metazoa; Chordata; Actinopteri; Cyprinodontiformes; Poeciliidae
Gene: tnnc2.2
Product: troponin C2, fast skeletal type, tandem duplicate 2
Exons: 6
Coding region: 130-612 (160 amino acids)
Cellular component (GO): myosin II complex
Molecular function (GO): calcium ion binding
Source: RefSeq, a predicted model, not a curated record
CCCGUUUAAAGUGAGUCUGAACCUUGUCUUGAUGUCUAGUCUCUCUGUUGGGGUGCACACGGGUUGACCACUCCUUUGGGCUUUUCUGUUCACGUCGGAUAAUUGGGGGGGAAAGCAUAAUCCACAAACAUGACUGACGCGCAACAAGAGGCCCGCUCCUAUCUGAGCGAGGAAAUGCUGGCUGAGUUCAAAGCCGCCUUCGACCUGUUCGACACCGACGGUGGCGGCGACAUCAGCACCAAGGAGUUGGGUACCGUGAUGAGGAUGCUGGGCCAGAACCCGACAAGAGAAGAGUUGGAUGAAAUCAUCGAGGAGGUCGAUGAGGAUGGCAGCGGUAGCAUCGACUUCGAGGAGUUCUUGGUCAUGAUGGUGAGGCUGCUCAAGGAGGACGAGGCCGGCAAGAGCGAGGAAGAGUUGGCAGAGUGCUUCCGUGUGUUCGACAAGAACGGUGACGGAUACAUCGACAGAGACGAGUUCGCCCUGAUCAUCCGCAGCAGCGGGGAAACCAUCACAGACGAUGAAAUUGAUGAGCUGUUGAAGGACGGAGACAAGAACUCCGAUGGCAUGCUGGACUUUGACGAAUUCCUCAAGAUGAUGGAGAAUGUGCAGUAAAACAAAUAGGACUCAAUGGACAUUCCUCCAACCUCCUGUGAAAACCCCUUUCUGAAUAAAUCUGCACCACGUUCUACCCUCACCUCUAUUUCACUGACUCACGAAAAAAAAAAAAAAAGCACUCAAAGACACAUUGUCCACCUGGUUCAACUGCCUCCUUCUCCAUCCUUGCAGACAUCCUCAACAGACAGCCAGGACACCUCGCUUUGGAGCGGGAGUCGCUAGCUGAGCUACAUUAAUCCCUGACUUGCUGAUAGACGCAGACAGUUUGCCAUAUUUGCUGUGCUGAUGCUGUAUCCUGUGAGUGGACAGCAUGGCCGCAGUGAGGAAAUUGUCUCCAAACACCAUCUGCAUGCAUGGCGAGCCCCCCCUUCUCUCUCCUCUCUGCUGGUGAAGCUGUGAUCUAGAUCUAGUCUAGAGAGAUAGGCAGCCUGUUACCUGCUGCAUAGACCAAGGACUUCAAACACUUUACUGUACAAAGAAGUAACUUGCUUGAACAGAAUAAAUGAACUAACACAUGCUCACUGGUAGUUGGUCUGUCAUAUUUAUGGUCUGUGUAAAAAAACAACAACUUUGUUUUGAGGAAUUUAAAUAAAAUCUUUUUUUGUUUCUUUA